AUGGCCCAGCAGAAGUUCAAGGUUGCCGACAUCUCCCUCGCCGCCUUCGGCAAGAAGGAGGUCGAGCUCGCUGAGCGCGAGAUGCCCGGUCUCAUGGCCCUCCGUGAGAAGCACGGCGAGUCCAAGCCCCUCACCGGUGCUCGCAUCGCUGGCUGCCUCCACAUGACCAUCCAGACCGCCGUCCUCAUCGAGACUCUUGUUGUCCUCGGUGCCGAGGUCACCUGGUCGUCGUGCAACAUCUUCUCGACCCAGGACCACGCCGCCGCUUACAUUGCCUCGAUCGGCGUUCCCGUCUUUGCCUGGAAGGGCGAGACUGAGGAGGAGUACGUUUGGUGCAUCCGCCAGACCAUUGAGGGCUUUGCCGGUGGCAAGGGCCUCAACAUGAUCCUUGACGACGGUGGUGACCUCACCAAGCUCGUCCACGACGAGUUCCCCCAGCUCCUCAAGGACGUCAAGGGUGUCUCGGAGGAGACCACCACCGGUGUCCACCACCUUUACAAGAUGCACGCCGAGGGCAAGCUCAAGAUCCCCGCCAUCAACGUCAACGACUCGGUCACCAAGUCCAAGUUUGACAACUACUACGGCUGCCGCGAGUCGCUCGUCGACGGCAUCAAGCGUGCCACCGACGUCAUGCUUGCCGGCAAGACUGCCGUUGUCGCUGGCUUUGGCGACGUUGGCAAGGGCUGCGCCGAGUCGCUCCGCUCGUACGGCUGCCGUGUCCUCGUCACCGAGAUUGACCCCAUCAACGCCCUCCAGGCGUCGAUGAGCGGCUACGAGGUCACCACCAUGGAGGACGCCGCUCCCCGCUCUAACAUCUUUGUCACCACCACCGGCAACCGUGACAUUAUCACUGGUGUCCACUUCUCCAACAUGCCCGAGGACGCCAUUGUCUGCAACAUUGGCCACUUUGACAUUGAGAUUGACGUUGCUUGGCUCAAGGCCAACGCCAAGGAGCACGUCAACAUCAAGCCCCAGGUUGACCGCUACACCAUGGCCAACGGCCGCCACGUCCUCCUCCUCGCCGAGGGCCGUCUUGUCAACCUCGGCUGCGCCACUGGCCACCCCUCGUUUGUCAUGUCGUGCUCGUUCGCCAACCAGGUCCUCGCCCAGAUCGCCCUCUGGACCGACAACGCCUCGUACCCCCUCGGCGUCCACAUGCUCCCCAAGCACCUCGACGAGGAGGUUGCCCGUGCCCACCUUGGCCAGCUCGGCGUCAAGCUCACCACCCUCUCGACUGUCCAGUCCGACUACCUCGGCAUCCCCGUUGCUGGCCCCUACAAGCCCAACCACUACCGCUACUAA
This is a messenger RNA of Cutaneotrichosporon cavernicola, 1302 nucleotides long. RefSeq lists its product as uncharacterized. The record is from RefSeq and is a predicted model, not a curated record. Gene Ontology annotation, molecular function: adenosylhomocysteinase activity. Gene Ontology annotation, biological process: L-methionine cycle. The transcript is spliced from 4 exons. Bases 1 to 1302 code for a protein of 433 amino acids. Gene Ontology annotation, cellular component: cytosol. NCBI's taxonomy places the organism in Eukaryota, Fungi, Basidiomycota, Tremellomycetes, Trichosporonales, Trichosporonaceae.